CACGUAUUCAACCCUGAGAAAAGUCGUUUAAAUUUCAUUCAUGAGCAUUUUUUUUUGGUUUUGAUUUUUAUUUAUUAAAUAUUAGAAAUUUUUCAACUAUUAAUUAAAUAUAUAUAAAUAUUAACUAAAUAAUGAAUUUAACUUCUGAAGAAUUACGUAAAAAAAUUAAACAACUAUUUCCAAAACGAUUUUAUAAUCUCACAAAUGAAGCACUCGAUGAACUUUGUAGUGAUUCAACUUCAAAUGAUUUUUUAUUAUGGUUUUGCAAUGAAUUAUCACCUGAUUAUGUUUUAACUGAAGAGGAAAUUAAAUUAGGAGAAGAAAUUAAAAAAUCUGGUAAAUGGCUUAAAGGAGAGGAAUUAGAUGAAGCAUUAUCGGAAGUAGUUGUUGAAAAUCCGGAUUUUUUACAAAUUUUAGAAUCAGAUGUAACGGAAGAUGAUUUAUUGGCAAAUUUUACAUCUGUUAAAAUAGUUCACAAUUUUGAUGAAAAUUAUCUACAAUCACUUGAAAAUGGAAUAAAAAACUUUAAAAAUAUAGAGAGUAAUUUAGAUGAGCAAAUUGAAAGAGAAAAUGAUGAAUUGGAAAAAGUGAAAAUUGAAGAAAAACUUACAUUUGAGGAAAGUAUUGAAAUAAUGGAAAAAUUUGAAUCUAUUCAACGUCAACUUUCAGAACAAGUUGAACAACUUGUUUCUAUUUAUUCUGACGCUUCUCAAAAGAAAUGCGCACCUUGCCUUUGGACACAAUUACCUUUGGAUUUAUUUGUAAAACACAUGGAAACAUAUAAUGAAUAUUUAAAAGUUUACAUUAAAAAAGAAUUUGGAACAUCAACUGACGAUGUUGUUAAUGACGAUGAUCGUUCAUCAUCAAUUAAUACUGAAUCCGAUAUUAAUUUAGAUUAUUCAAACGAAAAACAAAAUUUAGAAAAGAAAAUCAUUGAAUUAAAAAAUAUUCAACAAAGACUCAAUAAAACAAAAUUAUCGCAAAUUUUGGCAAAAGGAAGAAAAGAUGCAACUCAAGCAAUGAUAAAUUAUGCGGAAAAAAUUUAUAACAAUGGCAAUGUUUUAAUGCCAAAAACAUCAGCGCUUCUUAGAGCCGACAUUGCGGAGCUUAAAGUAAAACGUGAUAAUUUAGAAAAACAAGUGACAAUUUUAAAAGAACAUCAAAUACCCGUGAUUUGUGAGAGAUUUGUGAGUUCAAUGUUAAAUAAAGUUCUUGUUGAUAAUGCAAAAGCAACACAAGAAAGAAGGGAAUAUUCUAUUAAAAAAUUACAACAACUUCUUUCACUUGUUAGAAAUCAUGGUCACGUACAUUCUGAUUUAUUAUAUAUUUUAGUUGAACUUGAAAAUCAAAAAUUAACACAAAUCGAAGAAUUUGUUUCCGAUGUUCGUAAUUAUCUUGAUAUGGAAUAUUCAUCAUGCACCAAACGUUGUAUUUGGAUGGAAAAAGCAAAAAAUAAAAUUUCUUCCACUUCAUCAUUUACUUUUGUAAAUGACAAUAUUUUUAAUAAAUAUUUUACAGCAAUGAUGAAAAUUGAAGAAAAUCCAAAUUCAUUGGAAAUGGCAUUUGAAAAAUUCAAUGAAAUUUUAAAUGAAAAUAUGAAAUUAAAAGAAAAUCUUUUAGAAACAAUGAAUAGUAAUGUUAAUAAUUUACAAUUAUUUGAUCGAACAUUGAUAAAUAGUUAUAAUCGUGAAAUACAAAAUUCAGGAGGAUUUUCACUCGAAGUUGAAGGACAAAUUAAUAAAACCGAAAGAAAUCUCAGUGGAUUACAAAUGGAAAUUACGAUAAUUAGAAAUAAAUUAAAGGAAAUGAUGGAAAAAAUUGGUGGAUUAGAAAGAGAAAAAACAAUUCUUUGGCAGAAAUUUUUAGCCGAACCAGAAGAAUUAAAAAUAAGGUAUGAACAAUUAAUGGAAAUGUCUAAUCAAAUUUGUUUGGAAUAAUUUUAGAUAACUAUUAUUGUAUUAUAUUUAUUUAUUUUUUUACACAAUAAUAAUAAUUUUUUUUUUUUUUUUUUUUUUUUUUUUUGAAUGAAAUAAAAUUGUUAAACAAAUUUGAUAAACUAUUAUUUUUAAAUUUAA
Messenger RNA from Leptopilina boulardi, 2075 nucleotides. Its product is annotated as girdin-like. The record is from RefSeq and is a predicted model, not a curated record. The transcript is spliced from 9 exons. Gene Ontology annotation, cellular component: centrosome; HAUS complex; mitotic spindle. NCBI's taxonomy places the organism in Eukaryota, Metazoa, Arthropoda, Insecta, Hymenoptera, Figitidae. Bases 132 to 1937 code for a protein of 601 amino acids. Gene Ontology annotation, biological process: centrosome cycle; spindle assembly.